UCCCAAAAAAAAAAAAAAAUAACACCGAAGCUCAAGGUGGGUGGGUGGUGCGAAUUUCAGGGUUCUCUCUCUCUUUCUCUCUCUCUCUCUCUCUCUCUCUCUCUGCCAUUUCGUUGCAAAUCCAUCUGUAGAUCUGUAAGUUAUUAUGUCUUUUGUGCUAGAAUUCGUAGUUUUUCGUUUCGCACAAUGCGUUGAAUUCUAGUAGAUGUUUAGGUUUCUGUUUGUUUGAUUUUUGGCGUUCCUUGUAAUUUGAUUUGUCGUAUCUUGAUUGGGGAGGUUUCAGAGGGCCCAGAUCUUGCUCGGUUUAGGGUUGGAUGUGUGGGAUUGGAGCUUGCGUACUUGGGGGAAGUGUUAUUGAUGUGCAUUUGAUCGAUUAGGGGCUGGAUCUCUUGGUUUAUGCUGCGGGUGUAGCUGUAAUCCAAUUGGUUUAGGUGAGAAUUCGGAAGUGUUUUUAAGGGUUCUUUAGUGGGCAACGGUGUGAAUUUGGUUGGGGGUGUUAUUAGGCGUUGGGUUGGAUUUAGGGUUUAAAAGAUGGCUGCAAAUCCUCCUCCAUUUCAGGUGGAGGAUCAGACAGAUGAAGAUUUCUUCGAUAAAUUGGUUGAAGAUGAUUUUGUGGGACCCGAUGAUUCAGGAUCCAAGUUCCUUGAUGGAAGUGAUUCUGAUGAUGCCAAGGCGUUUGCCAAUCUGAGUAUUAAUGAUGCGGAGAAUACAUUCAAGGAUUCUGGUGGUGGUGGUGAUGGUGGUGACCAUGGGCAUGAUGAAGCCGUAGGGGAGAAGGGUUCCGUGGAGGCUGAUCCAGGGACAUUGGGAGCACAUGCAGAAGAGAAGGCUUCUUUGGUUUCUUUGAAUUCUGUCGAGGAAAUUAGCGUAUUGGAAUCGGGCAAUGAUGGUAUUGGAUCAGAAUCGACCUCAGAUUCGUUGGUGAGCAAGAGCGAUGAAUCUGGUGGUCCGGCCAUAAAGGAGGUAGGAUGGAGUUCGUUUCAUGCUGAUUCAUCGCAAAAUUGGGGGCAGGGGUUUGGAUCAUAUUCGGAUUUUUUCAAUGAUUUGGGUGGUAAUGACGCAGGGAGUCUCGGUGUGUCCUUGGAGAAUAAUUUGAAUGGUGAAGCAACCAUUAAAACUAGUGCUGACGAGAACUAUGCAAAUAACUCUGUUAAUUAUGUGCAGUAUCAAAACAAUCAUCAAGUUUAUGAAGGAUCCACAGAUCAAGUUUCGGCUGGGCAGGAUUUAAGUAGCAGUCAGCAGUGGGAAAAUCUCUAUCCAGGGUGGAAGUACGAUUCAGCUUCUGGACAAUGGUACCAGGUAGAGGACUCUGCUGCAGCGGCAAAUGUCCAAGGUGCCUUUGAUACUAAUUUGAACGGUGAAUGGAAUGAUGUUUCUGGUACGAACACGGAGGUUGCAUAUUUACAAACUUCUCAGUCUGUCGUAGGCACUGUAACUGAGACUAGCACGACAGAUGGUGUUUCUAACUUUAAUCAGGUAUCACAAGGAAAUACUGGGUACCCUGAACAUAUGUACUUUGAUCCACAAUACCCUGGUUGGUAUUAUGAUACAAUUACUCAAGUAUGGUGCUCCUUGGAAUCCUAUAAUUCAUCAAUUAAAUCAACUAAUGAAGCUCAGCAUAAUCAAAACGGGUAUGUAUCAGCUAAUAGCUAUAAUUAUGGUAACAGUAGUAUGUAUGCUGAUUAUGUGCAACCUAACGAAUACGGAUCGAGUGGUGUGCAUAAUCAAGGCCUAGAUGAUAAAUUGACAGGGUCUUACCAUAAUGAAAGUCAACAAAAUUUGACUAGUUGGCAAACAGAAAGUGUUUCAUCUCAGGCUGGGCCAACUUUUGGUGGAAAUCAGCUACUGGAUAGGUCUUCAAGUCCUGAUUUUUCUGUAAGAAAAGAGCAGCAGAAGUCUGUUAGUUCUUAUGGAGCAGUUCCAUCAUAUUUCCAACCAAGUCAGGUUCACAAUGAGGUCAAUGGACCUACCAGCUUAAAUAGCUUUCCCUCAACUAUGGAUUAUGGUCAUCAGUUUCAUCAGGAGAAUCCAAAGGAACAUGAACAUAUGCCUAUGUCGAGUGACUAUUAUAGCAAUCAGAAUGUGACUAAUAUUCAAAAAUCUUUUCACGGAGGUCAUCAGUCUUCUUAUGCUUCAAAUGCUGGAAGAUCUUCUGCUGGACGUCCUCCACAUGCACUGGUAACAUUUGGAUUUGGAGGUAAACUUGUAGUGGUGAAAGAUAGCAGCUCCUUUGGCAACUCAACGUUUGGAAGUCAGGCUCCUGUUGGAGGCACAAUUUCUGUCCUGAACUUAAUGGAAGUUGUCAUGGGUAACACUAAUUCCAAUGCUAUUGGCAAUGAUGUUGGUGCAUGUGAUUACUUUAGUGCUCUCUGCCAACAUUCCUUUCCUGGUCCACUGGUUGGUGGAAAUGUGGGGAAUAAAGAGUUACAGAAAUGGAUAGAUGAAAGGAUUGCAAAUUGUGAAUCAUCAGGAAUGGAUUACAGAAAAGGUGAAGCGUUGAGGCUGCUUCUUAAUUUGCUCAAGAUAGGAUAUCAGCAUUAUGGGAAACUUCGAUCACCAUUUGGCACAGACACCGUGUUAAGGGUAAUUACUCCCCCCUUAGAAUAUAAGGAAAGUGAUAAUCCAGAAUCAGCAGUUGCCGGUCUUUUUGCUUCUGCCAAGAAGAAUGGCGUACAUUUCAAUAAUUAUCAUGCUCUUAGCCACUGCUUGCAAGUAUUGCCUUCUGAAGGACAUAUGCGGGCAACUGCUUCUGAGGUUCAGAGUCACCUAGUAUCUGGUAGAAAGAAAGAGGCUUUACAAUGUGCACAAGAAGGUCAGUUAUGGGGACCUGCCCUUGUUCUUGCUUCACAGCUCGGUGACCAGUUUUACAUUGAUACUGUGAAGCAAAUGGCUCUUAAGCAGUUGGUACCUGGAUCACCUCUGCGGACCCUUUGCCUGCUUAUAGCUGGGCAACCUGCAGAAGUCUUUUCUACACAAUCAAUGUCUAACAUCAAUCCUCUGGGUGGUAGCAUGGCUCAAAAUUCUUCACAGUUUCCUGCAAAUAGUAUGCUGGAUGAUUGGGAAGAAAAUUUAGCAGUGAUCACUGCCAACAGGACAAAAGAUGAUGAACUUGUAAUUAUUCAUCUUGGAGACUCCUUAUGGAAGGAAAGGAGUGAGAUAACUGCUGCCCACAUUUGCUAUUUAGUUGCCGAGGCAAACUUUGAGUCAUAUUCAGACAGUGCUAGACUCUGUCUUAUUGGAGCUGAUCACUGGAAAUUCCCUCGAACCUAUGCUGGCCCAGAGGCUAUCCAGAGAACUGAAUUAUAUGAAUACUCCAAAGUUCUUGGAAACUCUCAGUUUAUCCUUCUACCCUUUCAGCCAUAUAAGCUCAUAUAUGCUUACAUGUUAGCAGAAGUGGGGAAGGUUUCAGACUCGUUGAAGUAUUGCCAAGCAGUUUUGAAGUCACUUAAAACUGGUCGUGCUCCUGAAGUUGAAACGUGGAAGCAGUUGCUAUUUUCUCUCGAAGAGAGGAUUAGAGCCUACCAACAGGGUGGAUAUACCACAAAUUUGGCCCCUGGAAAAUUAGUCGGAAAAUUACUCAACUUUUUUGACAGUACUGCACAUCGUGUAGUUGGGGGCUUACCACCUCCUGCACCAUUAACCACACAUGGAAAUAUCCAUGGUAAUGAACAUUAUCAUGAGCCAGUGGUCCCAAGAGUAUCAACUAGUCAGUCAACAAUGGCAAUGUCAUCGUUAAUUCCAUCUGCUUCAAUGGAGCCCAUAAGUGAGUGGACUGCUGAUAGCAGUAAGAUGACAGUUUCAAACAGGAGUGUUUCAGAGCCAGAUUUUGGAAGAACUCCAAGACAGAAUCAGAUCAGUUCUUCAAAGGAAUCAAUGUCAGCUGAUGGUCAAGGAAAAACAUCAGAUUCAAGAACAUCUCGUUUUACACGUUUUGGUUUUGGUUCACAAUUGUUGCAGAAGACUGUUGGACUAGUCUUGAGGCCUCGCCCGGGUCGGCAGGCGAAAUUGGGUGAGAAGAACAAAUUUUAUUAUGAUGAAAAGCUGAAGAGAUGGGUUGAGGAAGGUGCUGAAACUCCGGCGGAAGAGCCAGCCUUACCUCCACCUCCUACAACUGCAACGUUCCAGAAUGGUGGAACUGAUUACAACUUGAGAUCUGCACUAAAGAAAGAAGCACCAUCCCAUGAUGGAAGUGUGGAGUUUGCAAGUCCCAAUCCUACUCCUGCAGAAAAUAGUUCCGGAAUCCCACCUAUCCCACCAAGCUCAAACCAAUUCUCGGCUCGUGGACGGAUGGGUGUUCGUUCAAGGUAUGUUGACACCUUCAACCAAGGCAAUGGGAGCUCAGCAAACUUGUUUCAGUCACCUUCUGUUCCAUCAAUUAAGCCAAGGGUUGCUGCCAAUGCGAAAUUCUUUGUUCCAAGUCCCGCAUUGUCACCUGAACCGACAGAGGAAACUAUACCGGAAUCCACUGAGGAAGACACCACCACAACCAGUGAACAUCCUUCAACAUCCACCACAAACGAUCCAUUUUCUACUCCCUCGACAACUACGCUUAUGCAAAGGUUCCCUAGCAUGGGAAACAUCUCAGUAAAGAGUGCAAAUAAAAGUAGUCAUGGGCCGUUCGCAGAAGCCAACUCCCGACGAACUGCAUCGUGGAGUGGUGCAAAUUUCAGUGAUGCCUUUAGCCCCCUUCAUAAACCAACAGGACUUAAACCUCUAGGCGAAGCAUUGGGUCGCACACCGAUUAAUGGCGGUGGCAUGGGAGAUGACCUCCAUGAAGUGGAACUUUAAGUAGUUAAAAUGUAAAUACCAAGUUUUGUUCCUUAGUUGAUCCACACAGAUACUCGAAUGCAAUCGUCACGGCUGCAUCUCUUCUCCUGCAUAAAAAGGUCAGUCGUGUGCACCAGAAUAUAGAGUUGAUUAAAGCAAGUCCUCAGCAAGGAUGUGCCCUUUUUGUUUUGUUUUUUAUCUCUUGAAAUUUCUUUGUUCCCAACCCUGAAGUUUGCGAACACAAAUAUAGUCGACAAUCUCUGUAUGUUUAUUGCUUAGAUGUCAGUUCAUUUUAUUCUCCUAGGAGUUUCCAACGUAUGAUACUUCUGGAGCUGGUAUUUUACAUUAAAAGCAAAGACAGAAGAAGGCCUUUGUUGGCACACCAUUGUAUAGUUCAUUUGUUUAUUUUUUUUUCUGCCCCGUUUUUCAGAAACUAGAAAAUGGCCCUUAAGGUGCUUCAAAUAUUGAACAUCAUCAAGAUGGAAAGAUGUACUGAAUUGUGAAGAAUAAGAUGAUUUGCAUCUUUUGUUUUUAUAUAA
Messenger RNA from Benincasa hispida (wax gourd), 5306 nucleotides. RefSeq names its product protein transport protein SEC16A homolog. Gene Ontology annotation, biological process: Golgi organization. Lineage: Eukaryota; Viridiplantae; Streptophyta; Magnoliopsida; Cucurbitales; Cucurbitaceae. Gene Ontology annotation, cellular component: endoplasmic reticulum exit site; ER to Golgi transport vesicle membrane. The record is from RefSeq and is a predicted model, not a curated record.